Manihot esculenta (cassava) is the source of this 1114-nucleotide messenger RNA. RefSeq names its product EPIDERMAL PATTERNING FACTOR-like protein 2. Lineage: Eukaryota; Viridiplantae; Streptophyta; Magnoliopsida; Malpighiales; Euphorbiaceae. Bases 640 to 1029 code for a protein of 129 amino acids. The record is from RefSeq and is a predicted model, not a curated record. The transcript has 3 exons. Gene Ontology annotation, biological process: stomatal complex development; guard cell differentiation.
UCACAUGUGAUUACAGUGACAUGAUUGAAGAGAGAUACGAGGACGACUUCAAAACCACCAGACACUCUCUCCUCUUCUUUCUUUCUCACACUUCUGCUUCCAUUGUAGCAACCCAUUUGCCGUGAUAAGCUGGCUUUGCUGCUAUGCCCUAAUUCCACCUCUUGCAAGAAAUCCCAAUUCCAAAUUUCAAAUAUUUUUCAUCAUGCUUUUAUGAGUGAAUGAAAGCAACAAUCCAAAAUAUUCACAGCUGUGUUCAAAUGUCCCUUUCUCUCAUAUCUGUUAUGGAAUUUUGUGGUGUUUUUUCCACUGUUUUUGGUCUUUAUUGUCUUUGAUCUUGAUGUUUCUUCUUUUUUUAACUUGGGUUUUGGGGCUCAACAACCAAGGUUGAGCUUCUUGCCUUGUUGGGCUUUCGUUUUCUUUAAUCUUUCUUUGUCCUCCCCCGUUCCAUCACCUCAAGAAUCAGAGAGAGUUAGACACAAAGCCUCUUGCAAUAAUGUGUCAUUCAAUUUCUGAUUUUUCUUCUUCUAUUACGGCACACUAUAUCUUCAUCAUCUUCUUAUAUAUAAUUUGACUUCCCAUGUUUUCUCCACCUUUUCUUCUUCUCUACAAGAAUUUUGCUCCCAUUUUACUAUUUUGAGAAUGGGCUGCAGCCACAAUCUGUUUUUGUGUCAAAGACUUGGUUAUGUUACCAUUUCCUUACUCUUCCUCUUGAUUUCAAGCUCAACCCAUGGGAGAUUCAAGGCAGAAGGCAGAGCUAAUCCAAAAUCUGCUACAGUUUCACAGACAGAAAAUGAAGAGAAGAUGAUUAUGAGAUCUCAGAUUGGUUCAAGGCCUCCAAGAUGCGAGCGAAGAUGCAGUUCUUGUGGACAUUGUGAAGCUAUUCAGGUGCCUACAAAUCCCCAAGUAAAUCAUGGCAAUGGAAACUACCCAAAAGUCUCCAACGUUGCUUAUGCAAGAGGGGAUGACUUGUCCAAUUACAAGCCAAUGAGUUGGAAGUGCAAGUGUGGAAAUUUAAUCUUCAACCCUUGAUUAUCUGCUAAAGUUGACAUUUUUUUUUCCUUUGAAGAAUGUACAUUAUUGAUAUUGAAUGAAGAUUUUUCUUCUGUUUCUUCCA